AUGACGUGCUGUACUAUGACACCACCCGAUCUCAACCUUCCAGGUCCAUCUCGUUACGUCCAGCAGUCGAUUGCCAUCGAUAGCUCCUGCAAGAGUUUCGCGCCGAUGGCUGCUCCCUACAUUUCCCUGCCCCACCAGCAGCGCUUGCGAGCCGACACUCCUCCUCUCGAUGAUGAGCUCGAUCACAUCAAGCCGUUUGAUGGUCACAAGCCCAUCUAUCACGGCGACUUUGACUCGCAGCUGAGGCGUGUUCUCAACGACAUUGACAUACACGGCUGCGAAGCCAACGGCGAGAAUGCGUUUUUCGUCGCCGACCUCUCCGAAGUGUACCGCCAGCACCUUCGCUGGAUGCGCGCUCUUCCCCGCAUCGUUCCCUUCUACGCCGUCAAGUGCAACCCGGACCCUUACGUGCUGCAGCUGCUCGGCGCGCUCGGAACCGGAUUCGACUGUGCCUCCAACGGUGAGAUCGAAGCUGUGCUCAAGCUGGGCAUUAACCCUGCCAGGAUCAUCUACGCUAACCCAUGCAAAGCCGCCAGCUUCGUUCGUCACGCGGCUGCGCACAAUGUCGGGCUGACCACGUUUGACAACAUGGACGAGCUCGAAAAGAUGAAGCGAUACCACCCGUCUUGCAAGCUCGUGGUGCGUAUCUUGACGGACGACUCCAAGAGCGCCUGCCAGCUAGGCCUCAAGUUCGGCGCACCGCUUGCUUCGGUGCCUCGCCUGUUGGAGCGCGCACGCGAGCUUGAGCUCGACGUUGUGGGCGUCAGCUUCCACGUUGGCUCGGGUUGUUACGACCCUGAUUCAUUCCGCGAUGCCGUCUACCGCGCACGCUGCGCGUUUGAGAUGGGCAAGCAAGCAGGUUUCAGCUUCGACCUCCUCGAUGUCGGUGGUGGUUUCGGCCAUGACAAUUUCGAGAUGGUAGCAGGUGUGCUUGGCCCUGCCAUCGAUGCCUACUUCCCGGACGAGGACUUUGCGCCCGGUGGCAAGGAAGUUGUCGGCAAAGUCAACGGCCUACGAAUCAUUGCAGAGCCUGGCCGGUUUUACGUUCACUCUGCCUUUGCGCUCGCUACCAACAUCAUUGCGGUUCGUCGUGGCGAGCCUAGCGCGGCGAUGGACCAUGUCGAAGCAACUGCGCCUAAAGCGCAGGUGAUGUAUUACCAAAAUGAUGGACUGUACGGUUCGUUCAACUGCGUGAUUUUCGACCACGUCAAGGUUCAUCCGAAAGUUCUGACGCUGGGCCACGAGUACGUGUACGAGCCGACGAUUGGGUCGCCCGGGGUGCGAGCGGUGAGUGCGGCCGACUCGCGCUUGCAGCAGGAGGCCAUGACUCUCGAGUCGUGCAGCGUAUGGGGUCCUACGUGCGACUCGAUCGAUUGCGUACGCGAUCACGUCGAGCUCCCCAAGGGCCUCCAGGUAGGCGAUUGGCUCGUCUACGAAAACAUGGGCGCUUACACCAUCUGUGCCGCUUCCACAUUCAACGGUAUUCGCCGCUCCGAAAUUCGCUACACCCUCGGACACGGCCAAGACGCCGACAUCGUACGCCAGCUCAUGCUCCAAUAA
Mycosarcoma maydis (corn smut) is the source of this 1560-nucleotide messenger RNA. RefSeq names its product ornithine decarboxylase. Gene Ontology annotation, molecular function: ornithine decarboxylase activity. The transcript has a single exon. Bases 1 to 1560 code for a protein of 519 amino acids. The record is from RefSeq and is a predicted model, not a curated record. Gene Ontology annotation, cellular component: cytoplasm. Lineage: Eukaryota; Fungi; Basidiomycota; Ustilaginomycetes; Ustilaginales.